AUGCCUCCCAAGAGAGGCAUCGUCAGGUCCGGAAAUGCUGGGAACUCGGCAAAAUCAACAAAACCAGCGGAGACCCAGUCCAACACGCCCGAAGAGAAACCUCUGUUUCCACCAGGGUCGAAAUAUCCUCUGAGCUUGCUGCACGAAAGAUGCCAGAAGAAUGGUUGGGAGAAGCCCAGCGUUGACUCGCGGCGGCAACCAGAUGGCUACUCUUUCGUUGUCACGCUGAACCGACUUAACAAGAAGACUUCUGAAAGGGAAACCGUACGGCUGGAGCCGCACCCUCCGUUUGUCAUGCCCAGCGCUCUCGAAGCACGCCACUGGGGUGCAACGUAUGCUCUAUAUCGCUUUUGCAACGGUAUUCAACUGAACAGAGUGUUGCCUCCCGGACCUCGAGAGUACUGGAACCAGUUAGCUGUGGAACACCAUGCUGCUCCUGAACAUCAAAACUGGAUGUACGAGGCAGACCCCUUCGCCGCUCGCAAGGUUGUAGGGGAACGACAGGAGAAAGCCGCCAAGAAGAAGGAAGACGGUGGCCGCGGUCAAGGGAGCGCCGACCGCGGACCUGGGGCUUCCGACUAUGCGAGCGCUCCCGAAGCGAAAAUGGCUACAACGCUCAGGGACUUUGUCGAAGAUGCAGUCAAGAAGGGAAUCGCCCUGUAUCCUGAGGCGGGCGGCGCGGAACCUGUACGCCUUGCGUCCGAAGAUACACCCCGUCUCACUAAAGAUCUGGGGCUCCUUGGGUUCACUCCAAUACAAACUCGGAAUGCCAUCAAAGCAUUAUCCGAGCCUUCGCCAUUAACGACGAGCUUACUAGCCCGCCUUCCCCCACUGCAGGCCUGCAUAGAGUUCCUCAUUCUACAGGUGCCGGAGUGCGAUCUUCCUUCGCGAUUCCUCCCCUCUGUCAACUCCUCAAACCCCUUCAUUACCGCGGCACACUCUGGUGCUACUGACCUGAAGAGACGUUGGGUCGAGGAAAAGGCUGUGAAAGAAUGCGGAUGGCCUGAGCACGUCGUCAAGGAGUGCACCUCAGACUCUAGGCUUGUUGAAAACUGGCCCCGGCUCAUCUUUGCAUUGAAUUGUAGGUUGUUGGGAGAGGAUUGGGAGGAUGCAGAGAAGAUCGAGCCGCAAGAAAAGGAAGCCAUCGACCAGGACGAGUCUGAUGCCUUGGAAGUCGAAGUGGGCACGAACGGCGAGCUGGUCAUCCCGUUGCCCACUGCGCCGCUCAAGCUGCAUAUCAUUGCCCCGGACCGAGUGCUAUCAAUUGGCGGUACCCAUCCGCCGAUGUAUCUCACGUCGCCCUCCGUGGCAGCCUACGUUCGGCUUCAUAUCAUUUCGAGGCUGAUCCACACCUUCAAAGCGGACUCGUUGCGAGACCCGGGUGACUCGAUCUUCCUGUCGGUCAUGCGGUUUGUAGAAGAGGAGUGGGCAGUCAUUCAAGACAACGGCCCGCCAAAUGUGGCUGAAGUUCUCCAUCACCUUCUUCCCCGAAACGAAGCAGCUCCGUCCCCGGCAACCGCCGCACGCACUCAGACGUCUUCUACCAAUAGACGCACCAGAGCACCCAGACGUGAUGACAGACCAGAUGGGCGCGUCAAAGACGAGUUCGAGCAGCUCACGAGGAAGGUCGAGUAUGCUAAGGUCCUGGCGGGCCGAGAAAAGUUGCCCGCCUUCUCAUCGCGGGAGCAAUUUCUGGACAUGCUCAGGAACAAUCGCUGUGUCAUCGUUGUAGGCGAGACUGGAUGUGGAAAGACGACACAGCUGCCUCAGUUCGUCUUAGACGACCUCAUCAAGGCAGGGCAUGGCUCGAAAGCGUCCAUCAUCGUAACACAACCUCGUCGGCUGUCUGCUCUCGGUGUCGCUGCUCGUGUAUCCUCCGAGCGUCUCGACGAUGGCUCCGUGGGAUACGCCAUUCGUGGCGAGUCUAAGCAGACCACAAGAACCAAGAUUCUCUUCUGUACUACCGGUGUCGUACUCCGGCGCUUGGGCUCAGGAGACAAGCUAGACGAUGUGACCCACGUCGUUGUGGACGAGGUACACGAACGCUCGGUCGAUGGCGACUUCUUGCUCCUCGAACUGCGAGAGCUUUUGAAGACACACCGCAAGCUGAAGGUCAUUCUCAUGUCUGCGACCAUCAAUCACGAAGUCUUCAUACGAUACUUCAACAAUGCCCCUUUGCUGAGCAUACCCGGGUUUACGCACCCUGUCGAAGACUUAUACUUGGAGGACUACUUCCCGCGUCUUAAGUACCGGCCGUCAGGUGCCAAGUCUUUCAAGAAAGGCCGGGGCAGAGAUGAUGAUGCAGAUAACUCCGAACUCGACGACGACGUUCAGGGCGUAAUCAAAGCGAUCAUGCGGUCGGACUCCUUCGACUACGAUCUUAUUGCUGCCACAGUCAGCCAUAUCGUUUCCACUGCACCUAAGCGCGGCGGUAUCCUGAUAUUCUUAUCAGGCGUACAAGAGAUUCGCCAGUGUACGGAGAGGCUGCGAAAUGUACCAAAUUCGCGAGUCUUCCCCCUUCACGCAAACCUCUCAAGCGAUGAGCAACGGGUCGUAUUCGCACCAACCUCUGAGUGGAAGAUCAUCGUUUCGACAAACGUCGCCGAGACUUCGGUCACGAUUGACGAUGUCAUAUACGUGAUCGACGGUGGCAAAGUCAAGGAGACCCAUUACGAUCCCGACGCAGGCCUGACACGGCUGACCGAGCAGUGGAUCACCCGAGCGGCUGCGCGUCAGCGUCGAGGUCGUGCCGGCCGUACCCAACCCGGCGUUUGUUACAAGCUGUACACCCGGGGGCAGGAGAAGAAGAUGGACCCCUUCCCUAUUCCGGAGAUCAAACGUGUCCCACUGGAGAGCAUUGCGCUCACGCUCAAGGUAGUGCAUAAUGACGUGAAGUCGUUCCUCUCUCGAGCAAUCGAUCCGCCAGAUAUCUCCGCUGUCGAUAAAGCGCUAUCGGUUCUGGAGGAGUUGGCGGCCAUGGCCCCUGAUGGCGAGUUAACAGCGCUGGGCCGGCAUAUGGCCAUGUUGCCCAUGGAUCUGCGUCUCGGAAAGAUGCUUAUUCUGGGGACGGUCUUCCGAUGUCUGGGGCCUGUUCUCACUAUCGCUGCGUGUCUGUCUUCGAAACCUCUGUUUGUUAGCCCGAUGGACAAGCGGGAGGAGGCAAACCAGGCCCGCGCGAAGUUCGCUACUGGUAAUAGUGAUCUUCUAACAGACGCCAACGCGUACGAGGAAUGCGCUGGACUCCGGGCCAAAGGGACACCCAAUGCCACCAUUCGCGCGUUCUUGGAGCAGAACUUUAUCUCCCCUUCCACAGUACGCGACGUCACCUCGCUCCGGAUCGACUUCCUCUCCGCGCUCUCCCAGCUUGGCUUCAUCUCGCCCUCCUCCAAGCCGUCGUCUCCCGAACUCAACGCGAACGCGUCGAACACGAACCUCGUCAAAGCCGUCGUCCUCGGCGGCCUCUGGCCGCGCAUCGCGCGCGUGCACCUCCCCCGUUCUGCCAUCAAGUUCGACCGCGUGCAAGCCGGCACUGUGCAGCGCGAGAACACCGCGCGCGAGUAUAAGCUGUACGACCUGCGCGACGGACGGGUGUUCCUCCAUCCUGCCUCCAUAAUGUUCGGCGCCAGCGCGUGGCGUUCGCCGUUUGUUGCAUACUUCCAGAAGCAGAUGACGAGCAAGGUUUUCCUACGCGAUGCAACUGAGGUCCCCAUCUACCCACUCCUGCUCUUCGGCGGCCCCGUCUCGAUCAACCACAUCGGAGGCGGCGUUACAGUCGGCGCGAGCGAUUGUUUCAUCAAGCUCAAGGCAUGGCCCCGCAUCGGCGUGCUUGUCAACCACCUCCGACGUCUUCUGGAUGCGCAGCUGCUGCGGUGCAUCGAGGACGGCACCGUGCUUGAUGUUGGAGGAGCGGGCGAGAACCCGGUCAUACAGGCCAUGCAGGCACUGUUGCUUAACGAUGGGCUGACGAGUUGA
This is a messenger RNA of Trametes versicolor FP-101664 SS1, 3972 nucleotides long. Its product is annotated as P-loop containing nucleoside triphosphate hydrolase protein. Bases 1 to 3972 code for a protein of 1323 amino acids. Lineage: Eukaryota; Fungi; Basidiomycota; Agaricomycetes; Polyporales; Polyporaceae. The record is from RefSeq and is a predicted model, not a curated record. Gene Ontology annotation, cellular component: intracellular anatomical structure. Gene Ontology annotation, molecular function: RNA binding; ATP binding. The transcript is spliced from 18 exons.